AUGGCCAACUACCUCCGCUUCAACCUCUACGACCUCGAGCUCUUCGAGGUGCACCUCAACUCGACGCUGCAAAAGCUGCUCAUCUACAUGCCUAACAAGUCGAUGCUCCUCGUCAUCGAGGACAUCGACUACUGCUUCGACGACGCUACCACAUCGACGAAAGCCAUGAAGGCGCCAGGGCUGGCUGAGUACCUAGACAUGGACACCGACUACACAUCGGAUUCCUCAGACAAAAACUGGGCCCAGCCAUGA
Miscanthus lutarioriparius is the source of this 252-nucleotide messenger RNA. The record is from the annotation of a GenBank genome assembly. Lineage: Eukaryota; Viridiplantae; Streptophyta; Magnoliopsida; Poales; Poaceae.